AUGUUAUGCAUAGAACAGAGCAAAGGCCAUGAGUAUCUUGUUGGCGGUGUGGAUAUCGGACCACAUAAUCUCCAUAAUUUCGCGGAAGUCACUUUAAUUCUGGCGUGGAGAAGACGAAGUUCUGGUGCCAAGAACAACGCAGAGUGGCUUGCCAGACAAGAGGACUUCGCCCACAUUACAUUACCAAGAAUCCAGCACGUUACCCACGGCACUAUGCAGAGAAUGCAAAGACUCGACGAAGGCUUUGAUAUGGAGUUUCAGGAUGUGCCUCGUACUCCGAACCCUUUUUACGACCAACUUGACAGUCUUAACACCUGA
This is a messenger RNA of Sclerotinia borealis F-4128, 318 nucleotides long. Lineage: Eukaryota; Fungi; Ascomycota; Leotiomycetes; Helotiales; Sclerotiniaceae. The record is from the annotation of a GenBank genome assembly.